AUGCUAGACACAGGUAACUUUGUACUUGAACAACUUCACCCCAAUGGAACUAAGAGUUUAUUGUGGCAGAGUUUUGAUUAUCCAUCAGAUAUUUUGAUCCCAGCAAUGAAGUUAGGUGUUAAUCGAAAAACGGGACAUAAUUGGUCUCUAAUUUCGUGGUUGACUCCUUCACUGCCAUAUUUGGGUGAAUUUAGUCUUGAAUGGGAACCAAAAGAAGAAGAAUUGAACAUUAAGAAACGCGGGAAAGUGUAUUGGAAAAGCGGAAAACUUGGAAAUAAUGGAUUGUUCGACAAUAUUCCAGCAAAUGUUCAACAAAAUUAUCAAUACGUUAUUAUCUCUAACAAGGAUGAAGAUUCUUUCAGUUUCAAAAUUAAAGAUCGGAACUCUAAGAUGCUUACAGAAUGGGCACUCUUCUCUGAUGGGAGGUUUGUGAGUUUGGAAGGAGAGUUGGGUAAUGCAGAUAUUUGUUAUAGAUAUAGUAAUGAUACUUGCAAAUUGCAACUACUAUGGAUAAUAAGCAUGAACAGAGUGAAAGAGGAAAAUCAUAAUCAAUGCAUAGUCAGUUUCCAAUAUAUUAUGAUAUGA
Vicia villosa (hairy vetch) is the source of this 585-nucleotide messenger RNA. Its product is annotated as G-type lectin S-receptor-like serine/threonine-protein kinase At1g67520. The transcript has a single exon. Bases 1 to 585 code for a protein of 194 amino acids. The record is from RefSeq and is a predicted model, not a curated record. NCBI's taxonomy places the organism in Eukaryota, Viridiplantae, Streptophyta, Magnoliopsida, Fabales, Fabaceae.